This is a messenger RNA of Girardinichthys multiradiatus, 1133 nucleotides long. RefSeq names its product biphenyl hydrolase like (gene bphl). The coding region runs from base 160 to 1014 and encodes 284 amino acids. Lineage: Eukaryota; Metazoa; Chordata; Actinopteri; Cyprinodontiformes; Goodeidae. The record is from RefSeq and is a predicted model, not a curated record. The transcript has 7 exons.
UUUCCCUGACGUGAACAGCGCCAACCUCACUCCUGCGGCCUGGACUUCCUUAAAAAACACCAACAUGCAGCUGACGACUGAGUGGAUUGUGAACAAUCUUUAACCGCUUCGAUCCAAGGUGCAGCAGCCGACCGUGUGGCUGCACCGCCGACUGACUGAAUGGCCUUGCUUUUGUUUGGAAGACGUUUGCUUAAAUGCAGCACGGACGUCAGGAAGAUCGUGGAAGCGUCACGGCCGUAUUGCUCUUCGGUGUCCUCUGGCAGGCAGCGUGUUAACGGCAUUGAUCUGUACUACGAGCAAACAGGAAGAGGGAAGCAUGCUGUUCUUCUGCUUCCUGGUGCUCUAGGGAGCACAAAAACAGAUUUUGGUCCUCAGUUGAAGUCUCUGAACAAAGAAUGCUUCACUGUGGUUGGCUGGGAUCCCCGCGGAUAUGGACAGUCCCGUCCCCCAGAUCGAGACUUCCCUUCUGACUUCUUUGAAAGGGAUGCAAAGGAUGGAGUUGAUCUGAUGAAGACUAUGGGCUUUAAGAAGUACUCUCUGCUGGGUUGGAGCGACGGGGGAAUCACUGCUCUGAUUGCAGCUGCAAGGAACCCUGAGCUGAUAAAAAAGAUGGUUGUCUGGGGAUCUAAUGCCUUCGUUUCUCAGGAUGACCUCAAGCUUUACAACAUGGUCCGUGACGUCUCCAAGUGGAGUGCAAGGAUGCGGCAGCCCAUGGAGGAAGUGUACGGAGUUCAAGCGUUUGCUAAAAUAUGGGAGGACUGGGUGGAUGGCAUUGCUCAGUUUGCUAACAGACCAGAAGGAAGUAUCUGCAUGGAACUUCUACCGCUGAUCAGCUGUCCCACCCUGAUCAUUCAUGGAGAGAAAGACCCCAUGGUGCCCAGCUUCCACCCUCACUACCUCCACAAAAACAUAAAAGGGUCACGGUUGUAUUUAAUUCCAGAGGGAAAGCAUAAUCUUCACCUGAGGUAUGCUGAGGAAUUCAACAAACUAGUUGAAGACUUUCUGGAAGAAUGAGGCACACCACCGAUCUUCUGUAGCCCGCAAACACUAAUCUUUGUCUGAACUACUUUACUGUAAUUUACUUGCAAAUUUUCUUCCUUUUUUUUUUUCAAAUAAAAAAAAUCUGAGAUGUA